Molecule: messenger RNA, 1280 nt
Organism: Poecilia reticulata (guppy)
Lineage: Eukaryota; Metazoa; Chordata; Actinopteri; Cyprinodontiformes; Poeciliidae
Source: RefSeq, a predicted model, not a curated record
UAUUAUUUUUUACUUUUUUUAAUUGUCUUACAUUGUUGUAGUACAUUAAAUUAAGCUCUAAGGGCCGCUAUUGGCCAGUGGGUGUAAGCUCAGAAGCAGUUCUCAUCCGUUUCUUCCCCGUGAUCCAUUCUCUCUUUCAAUCAGAAGAUAUCAAACACGAAGAGCGAAUGUCAGGACGCUUCACUGUCCGAUAAAUGCAACUGAUGGACAUCUUAAAUAUGUUGUGAUCACCGUGGAAAGGAUUUCCUUUUCGUCGCGGUUUGGAAAAUACAACUUAACUGGGAUUUGCUUUUGUUUUUUUCUGAAUUGGAAAUAAGGAGGGAACAAUGGGGCGGCUAGUGCUGUUGUUUUUCUCAUUCCUCUUCCUCUCUCUGGUGACGGCCCAGGUCAGCUACUCCAUUCCCGAAGAAAGUCCAAAAGGAUCAUUAAUCGGUAACAUCGCUCGGGAUUUGGGUUUGGACAGUAAACGGUUAAUUUCGGGAAAUGCUCGAAUUUUUACUGGAGACAACACGGAUUAUAUUGAGCUGAAGAGAGAACGGGGAGUCCUCAUUGUCAAAGAAAAGAUGGACAGGGAGCUGCUUUGUGGCCAGACGACGCCUUGUGCCCUUCAUUUUCAGGUUAUUCUGGAAAAUCCCAUGGAGUUUUACUCUGUUGCUGUUGAAAUUGUCGAUAUAAAUGACAACGCUCCAUUAUUUGAAAAAUCGGACAUGCAAUUUAACAUAAGCGAGUCGGCGGUGAUAGGAGCAAAAUUYUUGCUGGAGAGAGCCAUAGAUCCCGAUGUUGGCAUGAACGGUCUUCAGAGUUAUUUUCUCUCCAAAACAGAACAUUUUGCUUUGAAGUUGAAAGAUCAACCAGACGGUGAAAAGAUUGUUGAAAUGGUUUUGCAAAAACCUCUUGACAGAGAGAAACAGGAGGAGCUAUUUUUAGUGUUAACUGCAGUGGACGGAGGAGAACCGCAACUAACCGGAACAGCAAAAAUACAUGUCACGGUGCUUGAUGCUAAUGACAAUGCGCCAGUUUUUACKAAACCACUYUAUAAAGCUACUAUUCCAGAAAAUGCCCUUAAGGGUACAGUUGUAAUCAGAGUUAGUGCCUCUGAUGCGGAUAAAGGAUUAAACUCCAAAAUACGUUAUUCUAUMUCCAACACAAUAGCAGAUAUACGAGAUUUGUUUAAGAUGAAUGAAGCAAAUGGCGAUCUAAUAUUAGCUGAUAGUAUAGAUUACGAGAAAGCGCGUUACUAUCAGAUACAUGUUCAAGCAAGUGAUGGGGGAUUAACAGAU